Molecule: messenger RNA, 1530 nt
Organism: Bombyx mandarina (wild silkworm)
Lineage: Eukaryota; Metazoa; Arthropoda; Insecta; Lepidoptera; Bombycidae
Gene: Srp14
Product: signal recognition particle 14
Biological process (GO): SRP-dependent cotranslational protein targeting to membrane
Cellular component (GO): signal recognition particle, endoplasmic reticulum targeting
Molecular function (GO): 7S RNA binding; endoplasmic reticulum signal sequence receptor activity
Source: RefSeq, a predicted model, not a curated record
AUGAGUUGUCAAAAUUGUCAAGCAACGUGUCCUAAGUAAUCGCAUAUUUUAGAAAUUAGUAAUAAUUUUCGAAAAUGCUGAAAUUUUAACAAAUAAUAUCCACUUACUGCACUGCUUACAUAUAAAUUCCAAUUAUUGUUGUUAAAUUUUAACAAUGGUUUUAUUGAGCAACGAUGAGUUUUUAGCAGAGUUAACGAAACUUUUCCAAAAAGCACGAUUAGCAGGAUCAAUCACAAUGACUAUGAAGAGAUAUGACGGCCGUAGCAAACCACAGCCUCGAGACGGAACACCUGCAGUUAAAAAUCCCGAAUACAAAUGCUUAUUACGGGCACAAUCUAAAAGUAAAAAGAUAUCAACAGUUGUGGAACAGCGUGAUGUCGAAAAGUUCUCAACUGCAUAUUCUAAUCUGCUGAAAACGAGUGUUAAUGGUUUGAAACGCUUGAAAAAGCCCAAGAAAAAAGCAAUGGCGACUCAGUAGUGUGUAACAGUGACUGUGUCAUAGACUGAUUAUGAAGUGCACAACUUAGUGUUAAGUAUGUAAAGUGACAAGUGACUUUAUGAUACCACCAUGAGAUCCUGGCGUGUGGGAUGAGGUCCAUUGAACUGUGCUUUUCUCUCCAAGGGAGAUUGAAGAGUUGGAGUCUUACCUGCUUUUGCUAGUAAGGCAUAAUGCAGUCAUUGACCAGAUGUACAACACUUUUUAUACAAAAGAUAAUAUAUCUUGUGCUUCUAUUAAAUAUAAUAUUCAAAACUUUAUAAAGAAGUAUCAAUUAUAAAACAACAUCCAAGUUAUCAAGGAGUAACACAUUACACUUGAUUAAUUUUAUUUUGAAGUUUUAAAGUUUUAAAUAACACAAGUACAGAAUAAAAGAUUUCAUUUAUUUUUACCAUAAUAAUGUGUAACAAAGAUAGAAAUGUCUUAUGAAAAUAUAGAUCAUGAUAUUUAUCACAUUUUUUGAGACCAAUUAUAAUAAUAAUAAAAAAACUUUCAACUUUUGGAAAGCUGUUUUAACAUACAAAAUGAAAUUUUAAUUACAGUAGGUAUGGGCUAAUCUAAUUAUUAUUAAUUUUAAUUUGUGCAUUGUGUGUUUUCUGAUUUCGAUAGUUUAAAAAUAAUACUGGGUUUUUAUUGUAUAUAUUUUUGUUUUUGGUUCCAUUGUCACAGGUCAGAUAAUAUGUUGCUAAAUUAAAAAGUAGUAUUUUUAAUUGGUUUUCACGCUGCAUAAACUUAAUUCAAUUGCAAGAGUAUUUGAAAUUACAUAAUAUUUACUGGCAUCGUAUCACACCUAGUCACUUAUGUACAAUAUUAAAAUAGUGAGUAAAGAUAUCACUAAAUAGUAUAAAAUUUUUAACUGGCAAAAUUUUAUUAAAUCAAAUAAACAUACAUAGCACCUAUUUCUGUUGGAUUUAAAAAUGUUUUAAUCACACUAACCAUAUUUAUUUGCAUAGUAAAGUAGUUCUCUUAAGGCACUAAUGACUUAUUUUGAAAGCAAUAUUCCUACAGAAGCUAACACUGAAUAUUAUAUAGAA